GGGACAUGCAGCGGGAGCUAUCCGCUCACAACGCCGCCGCCUGGGGUCGCGACGCGGCUGCUCAGGCCGCCUGGGGUGCUCGCUUCGGGGCGCCCGACGUCGCGGCUGGGCGGCUGCUGGCGGAUCCGGGGCGGGCGCUGGGGCCGCUGCUGGGCUACCUGAGCCUGGCGGAUUCCCCUCCCCUAUCCGCGCUGUCGGUAGUCAACCUGUGCGGCUCACACGGCCAUAAGGCCCUCGCCCUCGCGGCACUGGGCGCCCCGCGGGUGGUGGUGGUGGAUGCAUCCCCGGGUAAUGCACGGUAUGCCGUACAGCUGGCGGCGGAGGCUG
Messenger RNA from Astrephomene gubernaculifera, 327 nucleotides. NCBI's taxonomy places the organism in Eukaryota, Viridiplantae, Chlorophyta, Chlorophyceae, Chlamydomonadales, Astrephomenaceae. The record is from the annotation of a GenBank genome assembly.